AUGGAACCAGAGCCAACCCUUAGCGCUCUCCUUGAGGCUAUUGCAGCCCUCACCACCCAAGUUGGGUCCCUCCAGGACCAAGUCAAGUCUCAAGGCAAGCAAAUCAUUCAGCUCACUGCCAUAUGCAAGGAGACCAACAACCUUGUUGGAGACAAGGAUCAGGGCGGAGCCCAAACCAAGCCUGGCCCAUUGACUGGGCCUGUCACCCCUCCUACCCACUCAGGAGGGGAAACCCACACUCCAGGCACGGUUAGGCCUGGACUCAAAGCCCUGUUCCGGCCCUCUCAAGGCAUGGGUUUUGAUUCCAAGGACAAGGAAGAACCAAGGCACCCAAAAAAGGAACCUCAAGGAACGCCUAAGUGGCACCUUGGGUCCCUCACCCCCUUUGAUGCCGGGUCCAGCGUGAAGCAACCCAAGAUGGACCUCCCAGACCCCUAUAAGGGAGACACUAGGGGACAAAAAGCCACCCAGUGGCUGGACCAAAUGAUGCUUUGGGUUGCCCUUCACAGGGAUCAAUUUGACAAGGAAGAACAGAUGGUUGUCUGGAUCCUCUACCACAUGGAGGACAAGGCAGCCGAUUGGGCGCUCCCCAUAAUUGGGGCAAUUAUUGAGGGCAAGGGCAACCCCCCUACCACUAUCCAGGGCCUAACCACCAAAUUUAAAGAGGCCUUUGCCAACCCCAACGCCAAACGGGCUGCGGCCAGAAAAAUUGCCACCCUCUCCCAGACAACAACCACCUCCAAGUACGUCACAGAGUUCUGCAAUUUGAUGGCGGAAUUAGACUGGAACAAGGAGGCCUUCAUUGCGCAAUUCACGCAAGGUCUCCAUUGGAAAGUCAAGGAGCUGCUGUCAACCAAGGAUAGCAUCCCCAACAAGCUUGAGGCAAUUUUUGCAGCCUCAAUAAAAAUUGAUAACAUCUGCCACAAAAACAAGGAGAACCAGCCAAAAAAGGCACCCGCCAAGUCCCCAGCCACCGUGGCCACCACCUCUACCACCACCACGCAGAGGGUCCGUUUAUCCAAGGACCCUAAUUACGUCACACCAGAAGAACGGGACCGCCGCCACGCUUCAGGACUCUGCAUAAAAUGUGGUCAAAAGGGACACGGGAUCAAACAAUGCCCCAAUGGAUGGAAGGCCACCAUCAAAGAAGCCGCCAAGGUGGGAGAAGUAGUAGAGUUGGAAAAAGAAUGA
This is a messenger RNA of Rhizoctonia solani, 1191 nucleotides long. RefSeq names its product Retrotransposon-derived protein PEG10. The coding region runs from base 1 to 1191 and encodes 396 amino acids. The record is from RefSeq and is a predicted model, not a curated record. The transcript has a single exon. NCBI's taxonomy places the organism in Eukaryota, Fungi, Basidiomycota, Agaricomycetes, Cantharellales, Ceratobasidiaceae. Gene Ontology annotation, molecular function: zinc ion binding; nucleic acid binding.